AUGAGAAGCAAUGGUUUUAGAAGAGGAACAAGGAAGCUCUUGAGGAAGGAUUUUGGAAAGAGGGGCAUGCCAGGUCUUUCCAAGAUUCUUCAGAAGUUUAAAGUUGGUGAUUUUGUUGAUUGCAAGAUCGACUCUAGUGUUCUGAAGGGGAAUGCCACACAAGUACUAUCAUGGAAAGACUGGCAUUAUCUAUAA
Molecule: messenger RNA, 195 nt
Organism: Vittaforma corneae ATCC 50505
Lineage: Eukaryota; Fungi; Microsporidia; Nosematidae
Product: 60S ribosomal protein L21
Exons: 1
Coding region: 1-195 (64 amino acids)
Biological process (GO): translation
Cellular component (GO): ribosome
Molecular function (GO): structural constituent of ribosome
Source: RefSeq, a predicted model, not a curated record